Messenger RNA from Daucus carota subsp. sativus, 5740 nucleotides. Its product is annotated as DNA repair protein UVH3. Gene Ontology annotation, cellular component: nucleus. Gene Ontology annotation, molecular function: single-stranded DNA binding; DNA endonuclease activity. Bases 131 to 5344 code for a protein of 1737 amino acids. NCBI's taxonomy places the organism in Eukaryota, Viridiplantae, Streptophyta, Magnoliopsida, Apiales, Apiaceae. Gene Ontology annotation, biological process: nucleotide-excision repair. The transcript has 16 exons. The record is from RefSeq and is a predicted model, not a curated record.
UACGACGUCGUUACAGGUCCUUUGACUAACCGACUUCCCUCCGUAUAAAUACUACUUGGCGGCAAUAAAUCAGACACAACAUGAUACGAUCAAUCAACAAAACUAUCUAAUCAAAUCAGAAUCAGAAUCAAUGGGUGUUCACAAUCUCUGGGAACUCUUGUCUCCCGUCGGCCGCCGCGUCAACGUCGAGACUCUCGCCGGAAAAAAACUCGCUAUCGAUGCCAGUAUCUGGAUGGUUCAAUUUAUGAAAGCGAUGAGAGAUGAGAAAGGAGAGAUGGUGAAAAACGCUCACAUUUUGGGCUUUUUUCGACGGAUUUGUAAGCUUUUGUUUCUUCGUGUUAAGCCUGUUUUUGUAUUUGAUGGCGCUACGCCUGUGCUUAAGAGGAGAACUGUUGCUGCUCGGAGGAGACAGCGUGAAAAUGCUCAGACUAAUAUCCGUAAAACUGCUGAGAAAUUGCUGAUUAAUCAUAUGAAGACACAUAGGUUGCAACAACUGGCAGAAAAUCUUAAGGACCAAAGACAACAAAAUAAUGCUAAGGGUAAAAGAAAAAGCAAAGAUAAAGAACAGAAAGCUGCAGACACUUCAGAAGGAAAGAAACCUGUUUCCGGAAGCUCUAAUCAAGAAGUAAUUGAUGAAAUGUUGGCUGCCUCUCUUGCGGCGGAAGAAGAUGGGAGUCAAAUGCACCAUGCUUCAACAUCUGUGUCUGAUGCAAAGGGUAAAAGGAAAAUCACAGAUAUAGCUUUAGAAGGAAAGGAACCGGUUUCUGGAAGCUAUAAUCAAGAAGCAAUUGAUAAAAUGCUGGCUGCCUCCCUUGCGGCGGAGGAAGAUGGGAGGCAAACGGACCAUGCUUCAACAUCUGUUGCUAGUGUACCUUUCGAGGAAGAGGAUGAUGAGGCAGAAGAGGAGAUGAUUCUUCCAACAAUGAAUGGGCAGAUGGAUCCUGCUGUCUUAGCUGCUUUACCUCCUUCUAUGCAACUUGAUCUUCUUGCGCAGAUGAGAGAGAGGCUAAUGGCUGAAAAUAGGCAGAAGUACCAGAAAGUUAAGAAGGUUCCCGAAAGAUUCUCAGAGCUACAAAUACAGUCUUAUCUUAAAACUGUUGCUUUUCGGCGGGAUAUAGAUGAAGUGCGUAAAUCUGCAGCUGGGAAAGGAAUAGGUGGUGUACAGACAUCACGGAUAGCAUCUGAACCUAACCGAGAGUUUGUUUAUUCUUCAUCCUUUACUGGUGAUAAACAGGUCGUAGCAUCUGCUGGACUAGACCAAAACAGCCGUGAGCAACAACAAAUGCCAGUUGCCCCUUCAAAUACUUCAGAUGGAUCUGUUCCCACCAAGAAGUUCAGUGUUUCGGGAUCAGUAGCAGAUCAGUCUAGUGCUAUAAAUCACAAUGAUGUUGAGACAUAUCUGGAUGAUAGAGGUCAUGUUAGGGUCAGUAGGGUAAGAGCAAUGGGAUUGCGAAUGACUCGUGACUUGCAAAGAAAUUUGGAUCUGAUGAAGGAGUCAGAGGUGGAGAGUCUAAACACCGCCAUAAAUACAAGUUCUGCUGCUGUGUCUGAAGAACUCUCUAGUAAGAUGCAGCCUCUAGAAAGUCUAGAUUUGGGUGAUGAUGAAAUUGCUGUCCAUCCUAGAAGUGAAGAGUUCAUAAAUAGUAGAACUCCUCUAGAGGUUACGUUUGACGUUGAUGGUGAGAACAGAGACGAUGAUGAUGAUUUAUUUACUCGCUUAGUUGCAGGAGAUUCAGAUUUGGGUGUUUCUUCUGAUGAAGAAAUUAAAACAAAAAAGUGCUCCGAUUCUGAUUCAGACUGUGAAUGGGAAGAAGGCGUCAUAUUAGACAAAAAUAAUAUUCAUCAUGAAGUAGAAGUAGGAGAAUAUCCAUCUACUAUGCAUAACCGUAAAUGUCAUGAAAUUAAUUUGCAACUGGAGGAAGGUCUUUUGGAUGGUCAAAUUUGUGCUUCCUCAUGUCUAUCGAAUUACAAGGAAUCAGACAUGGAAGCUGAUGCUGGAAAUGAUGUGGAAUGGGAGGAUGGAUCAUCUGACAUUCCUGGACAUACUUUCUCAUGUCAACCGAUAUACAAGGAAGUUGUGUACAAAGGUGACAUGGAAGAAGAAAUCAAUUUUCAGGAAGCCAUAAAAAGGAGUCUCGAGGAUUUGGGACAUGAGAAACACAUCAAUGAUUCACCUGAAGACAAAGAACAUAUUGAAGGUCAAGAAGUAGAUAUAGAGGGGAUGCCUGAUGGGUCAAACAAUCAUAUUAAGCAUUUACUCAUGCCUAAGGUAUCUGCAGAGUCUGUUAUUCAAACAGUUGGUUCCAAUGUAUGUGGUGGAGCUCAAAAGCUGAACAAUGUAUGCGAGUUUGAUAUCCCAAAUACCUAUGAUCGCCCAUUGAUCCAGUCUGAAUUUUGUACAGAUGUUGACUUAGAUGGCGCUGCUCCAUUGAUUGAUAGAUCUGGUGACAGCACCCAGACUAUUCAGCCAGAUAUAGGGCAAAAUGGCAGUGGAAGCAGUAAGUCUUAUGCCCAAAGCAAGUGUGUGAAAUCAGGUACACCUACUGAGAAUGAAGGAGGUCACGUAGUUGAAUCAAAGGUUUUGCAAAAUGUACGCGAGACUCUUCCGUCAUUCGGCUCGCCAUGUCAGAUUGGUCAGGUGCAGCCUGGAAACAUAGGUACCCCUGGCAUCACCUCUGAUUCAGUAUCACCUGAUGUGUGUUUAAGUAUUGGUGAUGCUCAACAGUUUGAUUUGAAGAAUCCUGCAAUGGAACAUUUGACGGGUGCUGGAGUGUUUACUAAAUCUUUUGUUAGAGAAUCUAUUAGAAAUGAUACUGUACAAAGCUUCGCUGAAGGAGAUGAUGAUGUAAACAAUUGUACAGAGAACUCUGUUAUGAUGGAUUCCUUGAAGGAGCAGGUUGAAAAGACAAGGGUUAAUUUGGAAGAGGAAAUGCAAAGACUGCGUAAAGAGCGCCUAUUUUUAGGAGUUGAGAAGAGAAAGCUUGAACGUAAUGCAGAAGCUGUAAGCAGUGAGAUGUUUACAGAAUGUCAGGAACUGCUUCAAAUGUUUGGCUUGCCAUAUAUCAUAGCACCAAUGGAGGCUGAAGCUCAGUGCGCAUUUAUGGAACUUGAGAAUCUUGUUGAUGGUGUUGUAACUGAUGACUCUGAUGUGCUUUUGUUCGGAGCACGAAGUGUGUACAAAAAUAUCUUUGAUGAUCGCAAAUAUGUAGAGACAUACCUUAUGAAGGACAUUGAAAAUGAGUUGGGCUUAAAUCGAGAAAAAUUAAUUCGUAUGGCACUGCUUCUUGGGAGUGAUUAUACUGAAGGUGUAAGUGGGAUUGGCAUUGUUAAUGCUAUUGAAGUCAUAAAUGCAUUUCCUGAGGAAAAUGGCCUUCACCAGUUCAGGGAGUGGGUUGAAUCUCCAGAUCCAACUAUACUUGGAAAAGCUGAGGUUUUUAGCAAGAAUUCCUUAAAUUGCAGUUCAGAAGGUGCAGUUCACGGACCAGUUGAUGAUCUACUUGAGAAGAAGCAACACUUCAUAAAUAAGCAUAGAAAAGUAAGCAAAAACUGGCAUUUUCCUUUUACUUUCCCAAGCCAAGCAGUAAUUUCAGCAUACAACUCCCCAAAAGUGGACAAGUCAAAGGAGACAUUUUCAUGGGGGAAGCCAGAUCAUUUUGUUCUUCGCAAACUUUGCUUGGAAAAGUUUGGAUGGGGGACUGAAAAGUCUGAUGAUGUUCUUGUACCUGUCUUGAAUGAGUACAAUAAGCAUGAGACGCAACUUAGAUUGGAAGCAUUUUACUCUUUCAAUGAGAGAUUUGCCAAAAUUCGUAGUAGAAGAGUUAAAGAGGCUGUCAAAUUAUCAAGGGGGGACAAGGCCUCAGGGUUAAUGGAUGAUACCAAGCUAGGAAAUCCGAAAGGCAGCAAAAGAAGAAAACUAAGCUCAGGUCGGGCUGGUCCAGGAGAAGAUGUUAGCAUUUCAGAUGGUCUAGCUGCUGGACAGGAAAGUAAAUCUAAUGAAGCAGCAACUGCUGGUUGCUCUAGGAAAAAGAAGGUUCAUGGAGAGCCUUGCACACCUGAGGAGAAAAACUCGGAAUCAUUGAUGCAGGCGGUUGGAAGGGAGAACACCAAUGGAAGAUCAAAAUUGGGUUGCCGAGGGAGAAGCAGGGGUCGAGGCAAAGGUCGAUCAGGCAAACGCGGGAGAGGAAAAGAGAGCUCUACUUUCGAUUGUGCUGAAAUUAGCUCCAGUGAUAAACUUGAUAAAGAUCAACCAGAUGAAAAACAUGAUAGGUCACACCAAGUCCGUCGGUCUACACGUCCUCGGAAGGCUGUGAGAUAUGUUAUGAAUGAUUCAGACGGCGAGGAAUUGGCUGAUGCUGGCCAAGAUGGUGGAAGUACUGUUGACGUAGGAAGGGUAGAUCAUGCCAACAGGGACAUGGGUACUGCUUAUAAUGCCAGUGCCAGUAAAUUGAAGCAUCAUGUGCUUGUGAAACCUUCUUCUGACAACAUUCAGUCUGGGAGUGGAUUCUGCCCGGAUGAGGCUGAACUUGAUAUUGGUACAGAUCAUGUUAAUUUGGAUCAAAAUGGCACACAUUUAAAUGCAGAUGAAGAUUACCUAAAAACAGGGGGAGGAUUUUGCUUUGUGGCUGAUGACGUAGACAAUGACACUGACACACACUUUAAGGCAGAUGAAGAUUGCCUUAAAACAGGUGGUGGAUUUUGCUUUGUGGCUGAUGACGUAGACAAUGACACUGACACACACUUUAAUGCAGAUGAAGAUUGCCUUAGAACAGGUGGUGGAUUUUGCUUUAAGGAUGAUGAUGUGGAGAAUGACACUUGCAUGCAUUCUAAUGCAGAUGGAGAUUACCUUAAAACAGGGGGUGGAUUUUGCUUUGAGGAUGAUGACGUAGAUAAUGACCAAGAAAAAAGUGCUUACAGUCCAGCGGGAGAUGUUUUUCACAGCAAUGACACAGGAAAAAGUGCCACAGGGGGUGGAUUUUGCUUUGAGGAUGAUGACUUAGAUAAUGACAAAGAAAAAAGUGCCUGCAGUCCAGCGAGAGAUGUUUUCCACGUUGACACAGAAACAAGUGCCUACAGUCCAACAAGAACUAUACUUCACGACUAUGACAACCCUUCUAAUUGUUCUGUUUCACACUCGAGAUCAGUGGAUGAGAUUCAAGCUGGAGAUUAUACAGAUAAACCGUAUGAUAUGCCAGAUUCAGGUAAUAUUGAUGUCACGAAGGAACGCAAUAAGAAGCAUGUCAAUGUAGCUGGAUCUAGUAACAUUGUGGUUGGAGACGAUCCUGGAGCCAGAUCCGGACAAUUUUUAAGUGCUAUGCCUAACUUGAGAAGAAAGCGAAAGAGUUAACAGAAUUCACGCCUAAUAGUUUUUGUACUUAGGUAUUACUGUUUCGUUAAUUUUUCCUAAUUUAUUUGGGUUAAGCUUCCUCCGACUCUCCGAGUUUGUACUUGGACACUUAAAGUGAGUUAAGCAUGGGAAGUUCUGACUUAUCUGAUGAUAGCUGUAUAAUCAAUUCACAUGGCCCGAGUUCCACAAUCUGAAAGCGGUGAGGUCUAAUAUUGUAGAAAUUGUGAGAGUGUGGUAAAAUUAUCAGUUUUAAUCACUAUUUUGGCAGGAACGUCAUCUUGAUUCUUGAUCAUCUUGCGUGUGUAUGAUAAAAAUAAGAGUUUGAUACACAUGUUUAAUAGAUGCUGUGAGAUAAGCAUUCUCACAAAUUAUUACAGUACAUUUACUAUUAUUUUG